UUCGGUGAAGAUAUUGACUGGGUGAAAUGGGAGGAUGCCGUCGAGCUGGCCAUGGAAAAGGACAAACCAAUCUUUUUGCUCAUCCAUAAAUCCUGGUGUCACGCCUGUAAAGCUCUCAAGAAAACCUUCCAACAGUCAAACGCCCGCAAAGCGUUCAGCAUUUUGUCGCAAUACUUUGUGAUGGUCAAUACAGAGGAUGACGAAGAGCCCUAUGAAGAGGAGUACCGACCCGACGGCAAAUACAUUCCACGUCUGCUCUUCCUAGACAAGAACGGAGAUUUACUACCAGAGUUUGUCAAUAAAAAGGCCGAAUACAAAAGUUACGCGUACUAUUAUUCGUCGCCGGCCGAUGUGUUGAACUCAAUGAAGGACGUACUUAAAUUCUACAAUAUUGAGGUUCCCGAAAUGAAAAAAGGUGAAAAGUUGAGGAGAAGGCCACGUUCGGACGAUGAACCAGCAGCCAAAGAUGAAAAGAAAGAAAAGAAAGAGACUGCCGAAAAAGGAGAGGAGAAGGCAAGCAAAGAAAAGAAAGACGAGAAAAAAGCCGACGAAAAGAAGGAGAGCAAAGGAAAGAAAGAAGAAAAGAAGCAGAAAAAGAGUGAACUUUAA
Molecule: messenger RNA, 609 nt
Organism: Anisakis simplex (herring worm)
Lineage: Eukaryota; Metazoa; Nematoda; Chromadorea; Rhabditida; Anisakidae
Source: the annotation of a GenBank genome assembly